UUGUACGCCACGGUUCGGGUUUCUCUUAGGCACGUGUAACUUGACAGGUGACAAAAAGGUAGUGGGUGCAUCACGUGACCGUGUGAUUGGUCAGACCAAACUGUUGUCAAUCAUUAUUGCGCGUUGCACACAACGAAAAUAUAUUUCUCAUCUGCGGAGAAAGAAAUAGACAAUUCGAUUAAAAAGACAUUCAAGACAUUUUAUUAUGCAACGUUUAACAUCGUAAAUCGCACGCUGAAGUUUAAGAAUUUCUGAUCGUAAAUUUGUUCGCGACAAAAUUGAAAUACGAUGUUCAUUCGAUACGGUGCAAUUAUAACUACGUUGAUGCGAUUGAUUAAAUGAAAAUAAAUUAAAUUUAAUUUCAGGAAAUGCGCGAGUGAUUGCGACUACACAUUCAAUCGAAUUAAACACUGUCAGGACAAAAUUGAAAAUGGAUUAUUAGUUGUCUAUAAAAGAUUGAAUUGUUCUCAAUUCAUUAGAAUAAAAUCAUAGUCGCAAAGUUUCGUAUUCGUAAAAAAUAUGAGGAUCUUGAUCGUUUACAUGUGUAAAUAAAAUCUUGUCUAAUUAACUAGCAGUUUAUUAACUUGAUUUUAGAAGCAAUUAUUGAAAUAAUUGACUCGUUAAUUUCAAAAGAAAGUUUUUUCAAACUUUUCCGAACUUUAACACUUUGAUACGAGAAAUGAUUCGAACAAUAAAAUUUUUGCUAAAUAUAAUAUGAAAUAGAUAAAUUUCGUUUUUUAAAAAAAUCACGCGUGAAAUAUUUUAGAUGUUUGGAUGUUUACGUUAAUGGCAUAUCUGCUAAUAUCAAAACAUGCGAAGUAGCUCUCCAUUUGAAAUUGGAUGGCAACUAUUCUGAGCGUGCUUCAAACUUUUAAUGAUUUUUCUCGCAAAGUUGAGAGUGCGAUUCUUGGCAUUGCUCUAGACGCGUUCUUCUCUCGCCUUGCCAAUUCAUAGAAAAUUUAUUGUACAAAAUUGCACGGAGCAUUGAGAAUAGAAUUCUAUAGCACAUCGUAGGAUUUCCAUCGAGGUAAUGAGAAGAGAACAUAUAGAUAAUUUGAAAUAUUAAUUUAGUGGUUUAUUCAAUAGAUAUCGACACUUUUUUCUUUUUAUUACAUUUAUAUAGAUAAACUGCUAUUCAAGUAAAAAUAUGCAAAUUUAUUUAUUCAUUUUACACGGUUACUUUACACAUAAAUAAAUCGAGUUCAUUAAAUAAGAAAGUCGCAAAAUCAUGUUUUACAAGAACAAGAAAAUUAAUAACGGGCAAGAAAGUAAUUUUAAUUAGUCAUGUGAAGACGUGAAAUACCCAAGUUCUCAGACCUAGUCGAAGACCAUAGAAGAUAAACAUUUGUUCGAAGCUUUUCGCAAAUGAACUUACUAUCCGAGCUAUUCGAUGAAGAAAGCGUUAAACGAAAUCCCCUUUUAAGUGACGAAGCCAAUCAGGAUGUUUCGUAAAGCGGAGCUAUUUCUCGCGAUCUCUUUAAGAGCUCUUUCCACAUCAAGGUAAUUAAUGGUGAAUAUAGGGAGACGAAAGACUUUAUGAUGUCACUUAACGUUUCUGACUCGAUUAAAGUGACAGUUACAUUAAAAUUACUCGCAAAAACGACGAGCGAGAUUCGUGACGUAAAGCAUCAUCGCGUCCUUGCGCCCUCUAAUGCUGCGAUUCCUAAUGGAUUUUCUCGAGCUGCAUCUCGACACUCGGCAAUUUCUCGAAAUUCUGAUCGCGAGAAUCGUCGUGCCGGCACGGCCGAUGUAAAAUUGAAAUUCCUCUUACGAAAACGCAAGAGGGAGAUCGACGUGACGCUGCUCCGCGCGAUCCGUUCUUCCAUGUAAGGCCUGUAAAUAUGUAACUUAAUCGGGGAAGCGCGGCAAAUCGCCGGGAAGUGGAAGUACGUGAUAGUGUAAACUUACUCGAGUGUACAUGAGAUACGUGAUCGCGAGGGGAUUUAGUAGUAGCGGCUGGCCUGAAAAGUGGAAAAGAACGUGGACGAGAAAGUAGAGGAAGUCGCGUUAGACAUAUAUGAGGGGAUAGACAUAUUAACGACACGAUGUCUACCAUCGCUUUUGAAAAUUCCUCCUAUUACACGACGGCGAUCGGCAACAGUGCGCUCGACGGAUUCUCAGUAAUCGAGCCGGAGAACGCCACUUCCGCCGCGCUGUACAUGCUGCCUGCUUACAUCCGAACGACUUCGAUGAUAGCCUGUAUAAUCGUCAUGGUUUUGGGGAUAAUGGGCAAUUUAAUGGUGCCGUUAGUCGUGCUGCGGGGUAAGGACAUGAGGAACAGCACCAACAUCUUCCUCGUGAACCUGAGCUUUGCCGACCUUUGCGUGCUCGUGAUCUGCACGCCCACCGUGUUAAUCGAAGUGAAUUCCGGACCGCAAAUCUGGCCUCUUGGAAAGCACAUGUGUAAGGCUGUUCCAUUUGUAGAAUUGACUGUGGCACACGCUUCGGUGCUCACAAUUUUAGCAAUCAGCUUUGAACGUUAUUACGCAAUUUGUGAGCCAUUAAGAGCAGGAUACGUGUGCACAAAAGCGCGAGCGACCUUCUUAUGUGUCUUGGCGUGGGUAGCAGCGGCGUUAUGUACAAGUCCAAUGAUUUGGGUAUCGCAGUAUCGAGAAAUGAAGAUGAUGACAGGUCACGGCGUCGCGCAGGUCAUCGCUGACGUUGGGAGCGAUCAGCAAAUGACGAAUCAGGCGAAUCGCGUGCCAAUGUGUCUGACACAGGCCGACACCGUUGCUAGUGUCACAUUCUUCCUAUUACUGAUAUUGCUCUUCUUCGUCGCGCCGUUCGUGAUACUCGUGGUGCUCUACUCGUUCAUCGUAAAUCACCUUGUUCGUGACUCGUCCGGGACCACCAGCGACUCGUAUCACAGCCGUGCCAGGAAGCAGGUGGUGUACAUGCUGCUGACUAUAGUCAUAAGUUUCUUCGUGUGUCUGUCACCCUACCGUCUCCUCAUCUUCUACAUCGUGAUAGCGCCCGCCGAAGAGAUAGCCGCGAUCGAUUAUGACACGUUCUUCGGGCUGCUCAAUUUCUGCAGGAUCAUGUUUUAUUUGAACAGCGCCGGCAAUCCGAUACUGUACAAUCUGAUGAGCAGUAAAUUCAGACGGGGUUUCCUCAAACUGUGCGGUUUUGCGAACGAAGAGAGCUCGCAUCUGAGAAGCAUGAUCGUCGGCGCGAGAAGAAUCGCGGCGAAUCAGGAGGAUCCAGAUCAGGAGGAACAUUUUUUGUGAAAUAUACAGCAAGAAAUGCAAUAUGAUUUGUGACUUGCUGUCCAAUACGAUGCAAUAAUACGUUUCCACGUAUAAAAGAUCAAUGACGUGUUAAUGAAAGUGUCAAUUGAUAUCAAACAAAAUGUUAGCGUUGACAUUUUUACAACCGGAAAACUAGGCUCAAUUUGAUAUGCUUAUUAUAAAACAAAAUGUGAAAAUAUUACAAAAUUACAUACAUAUAGUAAAACGAUAUGAAAAUAUUAAAAAUAAAGAGAAAUAUAGAAGUAUCGGACAGGUAUAUUUAUUGGAAAGAAUAUGAAAACAUUGAGAAAUUAUAAAUAUAGUAUUAAUGAAAAUAGAAAAGUAUUGGAAAAUUAUAUUUAUAAUAAAGAACCGCGGAUGCAUUAAGAAAUGGGUAACGUGUUUUUAUUUGGACUCGCAAUAAAAAUCACUGGAAGAAACUUAAGACUGAAUGAAAAAAAGAAGAACUUCUCUUUGUGUUAAAUUGAAUGGGACUAUUGUGAGAAAAACUUUUGACAUUCUAAGAGAUAUUCAACUUCGUAGACUUUUGCGAAAGUUGUACACAAGAAUUGAAAGAUUGGUACGAAUAAAUAAAAAGUUUCGAAAAAGUAA
Molecule: messenger RNA, 3839 nt
Organism: Nylanderia fulva
Lineage: Eukaryota; Metazoa; Arthropoda; Insecta; Hymenoptera; Formicidae
Gene: ETHR
Product: ecdysis triggering hormone receptor
Biological process (GO): G protein-coupled receptor signaling pathway
Cellular component (GO): plasma membrane
Molecular function (GO): G protein-coupled receptor activity
Source: RefSeq, a predicted model, not a curated record